Messenger RNA from Caretta caretta (loggerhead turtle), 3515 nucleotides. It is a transcript of the gene CHUK, whose product is annotated as component of inhibitor of nuclear factor kappa B kinase complex. Gene Ontology annotation, biological process: tumor necrosis factor-mediated signaling pathway; peptidyl-serine phosphorylation; positive regulation of transcription by RNA polymerase II. NCBI's taxonomy places the organism in Eukaryota, Metazoa, Chordata, Testudines, Cheloniidae. The record is from RefSeq and is a predicted model, not a curated record. Gene Ontology annotation, molecular function: ATP binding; IkappaB kinase activity. Gene Ontology annotation, cellular component: cytoplasm; IkappaB kinase complex.
CGUCGGCGAGCUUGGGGAGAAGCCCUGGUUUCCGGGCUGGUGGGGGGUUGCUGCGGGCCCUGGCGUGGGAUGGAGCGGCCCCCGGUGGGCGCGGCGCUGCGGGGGCAGCCCGGGGGCAGCUGCGGCCCCUGGGAAAUGCGGGAGCGGCUGGGAACUGGCGGCUUCGGCAACGUCUGUCUGUACCAGCACCAGGAUUUAGGUGAUAAGAUAGCUAUUAAAUCUUGUCGACUGGAACUAAGCAUGAAAAACAAAGACCGGUGGUGCCAUGAAAUCCAAAUCAUGAAGAAGUUAAACAACCCCUAUGUAGUAAAGGCCUGUGAUGUUCCAGACGAGAUGAACUUCCUAGUUAAUGAUGUCCCUCUUCUUGCAAUGGAGUACUGUUCAGGAGGUGAUCUCAGAAAGUUGUUAAACAAACCAGAAAAUUGCUGUGGACUUAAGGAAAGUCAAAUACUUUCUCUGCUUUGCGACAUUGGGUCGGGUAUCCAGUAUUUGCAUGAAAACAGAAUUAUACACAGAGAUCUAAAGCCUGAAAAUAUUGUUCUCCAGGAUGAUGGUGGAAAGAUAAUUCAUAAAAUAAUAGACUUGGGAUAUGCCAAAGAUCUGGAUCAGGGAAGUUUAUGUACAUCAUUUGUUGGGACCUUACAAUAUUUGGCCCCAGAACUCUUUGAGAGUAAGUCCUACACUGUUACUGUAGAUUAUUGGAGCUUUGGAACAAUGGUGUUCGAGUGUAUUGCAGGAUUUAGACCCUUUUUACACAAUCUACAGCCAUUUACCUGGCAUGAAAAAAUCAAGAAAAAGGAUCCAAAGCACAUUUUUGCUUUUGAAGAGAUGACUGGGGAGGUUCGGUUUAGUACCCAUUUGCCACAGCCUAACAGUCUUUGUAGUAUAAUUGUAGAACCAAUGGAGAGUUGGUUACAACUGAUGCUGAAUUGGGAUCCACAGCAGAGGGGUGGAGGUAUAGACACAGAAACCAAUCGACCGAAAUGUUUCCUGUUAAUGGAUCACAUACUGAAUUUGAAGAUAGUACACAUCUUAAAUAUGACUUCUGCCAAGAUUGUUUCUUUUCUCUUGCAUCCUGAGGAAAGUCUUCAUUCACUUCAGUCUCGCAUUGAGCUUGAUACUGGAAUAAGUACUGGAAAUCAAGAGUUGCUUUUGGAGAUGGGAAUUUCCCUGGAUCCUCGGAAACCUGCUUCCCAAUGUGUUAUUGAUGGUGUGAGAGGCUGGGACAGUUACAUGGUUUAUUUGUUCGAUAAAAGCAAAAUCGUGUAUGAAGGACCCUUUGCUUCCAGAAGUCUGUCUGACUGUGUAAAUUACAUUGUUCAGGACAGCAAAAUCCAGUUGCCAAUUUCACAGCUGCGUAAAGUGUGGGCAGAAGCCGUGCACUAUGUGACUGGGCUAAAAGAAGAUUACAGCCGGCUAUUCCAAGGGCAGAGAGCUGCAAUGUUGAGUCUUCUUCGAUAUAAUGCUAACUUAACCAAGAUGAAAAAUAAUAUGGUGUCCGCAUCUCAGCAACUGAAAGCAAAGAUGGAAUUCUUUCAUCAGAGUAUUCAUCUUGAUCUGGAGAGAUACAGUGACCAGAUGGCUUAUGGAAUAUCCUCAGAAAAGAUGCUCAAAGCCUGGAAGGAAAUGGAAGUAAAGGCCAUCCAGUGUGCUGAGGCUGGAGAUAUCGGAUACCUAGAUGAACAGAUUAUGGCUCUGCACACAGAGAUUGUGGAACUGCAGAGGAGUCCAUAUGCAAGGCGCCAGGGAGAUGUCAUGGAGAGUCUUGAACAAAAAGCCAUAGAACUAUACAAGCAAUUAAAACCAAGACCUCCAGAUCACGCCUACAGUGACAGCACUGACAUGGUGAAGAUUAUCGUGCAGACAGUGCAGAGCCAGGAUCGAGUUCUCAAGGAGCUCUUUGGACACCUUAGCAAGCUGUUAGGCUGUAAGCAGAAGAUUAUUGAUUUGCUUCCAAAGAUUGAAGUGGCUCUGAAUAACAUCAAGGAGGCUGACAGCUCUGUGAUGCAGAUGCAGGGAAAAAGGCAGAGGGAGAUCUGGCAUUUGCUGAAAAUAGCUUGUACUCAGAGUUCUGCUCGAUCUCUUGUGAGUUCCAGCAUCGAAAGUGCAGCCACCCCUCCAACUGCUACAUGGUUGCCUCCGAACUCCUCUGGCAACAUACCCCAUCCCCUCUCUUCUAUGGCAGCUCCUAGAGAUGGGGAAGUUUUUGCCCGUGUGAUAGAAGAGAAUCUGAACUAUCUGGACCGCUUUAGCACUAUCAUUCAAGAGGCAAAACAGGAGCAGAACAGCAGCAUGAUGAGUUUUGAUUGGAGUUGGCUGAAAUAAUUAAGGAAGUCAAGCGGGCAUUGUUGCCAUCCCCAAUAUGUCCAUGUGCUCAAGGUUGGCUGACAGUCUGCGAUGAGAUGAAACAGCCCAGUAUCAACGUUGUGCUGUUGAUUCCACACUCUGCUGAUUCAGGACUGAAUAAUCUUCUCUCCCACUGCAUCCAGAUGACAGUUAGUUCUGCAAGAGGCAUUUUGUGUUUUGUAGAUGUUAGCGGACUUGAUUAUAAAGUACAUGGGCAGCAACAGAGACCCUACCUUGUAUGUUUUGCUGCUAGAGGCAAAUGUUUUCCAACCUGCUGCCUCAUUUCAGGGCUUUUAAAUCCAUAUUAAGCUACCUAAAGAAGUAGCCUGAUUUUCAGAGAUGCUGAGUGAUCCUGGCUCCCACUACAUCCCUGGGCACUGCAGAUGCUCAGCACAUUUGAAAAUGACACCCUUUAUAUUUAGAAGCUUUUUAGGCACCUGGGUUUGGUUUGAAAAUGUUUGCAAUGGCCAGUCUUUCUGGCAGUAUGACCCGUCCAUGCAGUCUGUGCCUGAUAGGCACUGCUAAGGGAGGCAGCUGUUGCUCUGACAGAUGAGCUGAGAUUAGAGCACUGUUCGAAAUGUUCUGUCUAUGGAGAACCUCUCCUGGCGGGAUGUCCUCUGCCUCAGCAUUUGGCGUUAAUUUGUUUGGUGCUAGAGCUGCUGUGAGCUCUAGGGGAAAGCAGAGGGGGCAGGUACCAGGGAGGUGUUCUCCUUAUUUCCUCUGAGUAGGGAGAAGGCAGGGAGUGCCUUCUAGGUGCAGACAGAUAUCUGCCUUAAGUGGACAAGAUGCACAGUACAGGCUACAGCAGUAUCUGCAGUGUCCUGCUGGGGUGCUGGGCUACUGCACCCUUUUCUCCUGGGGCAGGCAUCUCACAUGCAAAAUGAUGUAUUACUUACGUUAUCUUGCACCCCAACCCCCACUAAAUCCCAACCAUCUGAGCCCUGGUCUGCGGAAUGCAAUUUCUGAUGGAUGAAAGAAAAACACUACAGCCAUGGCUUUCCACCCCGAUGUGCACUCUUAUCUACCGAGAAGCAGUUUUGACAGGUGUUUCUUACUGAUCAGGAAAUACUCUCCAAUUCCAAACAGACGGAAUUUUAUAUCCACUGGCUACUUUAAAAUAUUUAAGACUUCUAUUUGUUCAUUUGUGAUAAAUAUUAUAUUAUGUAGAA